This is a messenger RNA of Cylas formicarius (sweet potato weevil), 2300 nucleotides long. RefSeq names its product heat shock protein 75 kDa, mitochondrial (gene Trap1). The transcript has 12 exons. The coding region runs from base 145 to 2208 and encodes 687 amino acids. Lineage: Eukaryota; Metazoa; Arthropoda; Insecta; Coleoptera; Brentidae. Gene Ontology annotation, cellular component: mitochondrial inner membrane. The record is from RefSeq and is a predicted model, not a curated record. Gene Ontology annotation, biological process: protein folding. Gene Ontology annotation, molecular function: protein kinase binding; ATP hydrolysis activity; ATP binding.
GAAUCAAAGUUACCGAAUCAAUCGCGUUUGACACAACUCUGCUCCUAACCUUACCACAUGCAAAUAGCCAAACAGAACAAAAAGAAAAAGUUUUAAGUUAUUCAAAAAUACGCGGCUGAAAAAUUUUUACACUGUUAAUUCACAAUGUCUAGACUCGGUAGAAUUCUAAAACUUUCCGCCCAAAGUGUUCUUUUUAAAAGUGGACGAGAUUGUAUGGUCAGAAAUAAUCUUAAAAUAAUUCAAGCAGGUAAAACAUUUCCCGUACGGUUUCAGCAUUCUGAAGCCACCAAAGAAGAAGAUUAUCAUUCAAUAAUUAAAGAUACAGAAAAGCCGAUAGGUGAAAGCACAAAGCACGAGUUUCAAGCGGAAACUCGAAUGCUCCUAGAUAUUGUAGCGAGGUCUUUGUAUUCAGAAAAAGAAGUUUUUAUUAGGGAGUUAAUUUCUAAUGCAAGUGAUGCAUUAGAGAAAUUUAGAUAUAUAUCAUUGUCAGAUACAGAGAGUGGAAACAUAAAAGAUAAAGAUAGAGCUUUAGAAAUUCACAUAUCAACUGACAAAAAUAAUAGAACAUUUACAAUUCAGGACACAGGUAUUGGUAUGACUAAAGAUGAGCUUAUCUCAAAUUUGGGAGUGAUAGCUAAAUCUGGUUCUAAGGCAUUUUUGGAGCAGCUUAAAGCCAAACAAACUGCUGAAGAAAGUAUAAUUGGGCAAUUUGGAGUUGGUUUUUAUAGUUCCUUUAUGGUUGCUGAUAAGGUUGAGGUUUACACUAGGUCACCUAAUGAACCAAAUGGUUGGAAAUGGACAUCAGAUGGGAUGGGAAAUUAUGAAAUUCAAAAUGCCGAAGGAGUACAACCUGGAACAAAAAUAGUCCUGCACUUGAAAGCGGAUUGUCGCGAAUUUUCUGAUGAAGACACCAUCAAGCAAAUCAUCACAAAAUAUAGUAAUUUUAUUGGAAGCUCCAUUUAUUUAAAUGGAAAAAAGGCGAAUAUAAUACAGCCUGUGUGGCUAGCUGAUCCCAAAAGUGUUACAACCCAGCAGCAUAUAGACUUUUACAAGUUUAUCUCCGGAAGUUAUGAUGUACCAAGGUACACCUUGCAUUACAAAACUGAUGUUCCAAUGUCCAUAGCCGCACUGUUAUAUUUUCCUGAGGGAAAACCAGGUUUAUUUGAAAUGUCCAGAGAAACAGGCUCAGGGGUUGCCUUAUAUACAAAAAGAGUACUUAUAAAAAGUCAUACAGACAAUAUUCUACCCAAAUGGCUUAGAUUUGUUAAAGGUGUUGUGGAUUCUGAAGAUAUUCCUUUAAAUCUCAGCAGGGAAUUAUUGCAGGAUAGUAAUCUGAUUAGAAAGCUAAGAGAUGUGUUAACUUCAAGAGUCAUUAAAUUUCUUCAUGAUCAGUUAAAGAAAAACCAAGAGCAAUAUGAAAAAUUUUAUCAGGAUUAUGGAUUAUUUAUUAAGGAAGGCAUAAUCACUACCCCAAUACAAGCGGAAAAGGAAAAUGCAGCGAAAUUGUUGCUUUUUGAGUCAUCCCACUUAGAAUCUGAUAAAAAGAUUACUUUAACAGACUAUAUUUCACGUGCUAAAGAUUCUAGGGACAUAUUUUAUUUGGCGGCACCGAGUCGGACUUUAGCAGAAGCUUCUCCUUAUUAUGAGUCACUGAAAAAGAGAUCGCAAGAAGUUUUGUUCUGCUAUGAGCCUUACGACGAGCUAGUGUUAAUGCAACUUCAACAGUUUCAAGGCCAUAAGUUGAUAUCUGUAGAAAAAGACAUGAGGGACGAUAAAGCUGCCAGUGAUUUAACAAAUUUGAGCGAUGACAGUUUGAAACGUAGCGAAAUUAAUGAGUUGUCCGACUGGUUAAAGAGCAAGUUGAGUGGAAAAGUAGUGACUGUAAACGCGACGACCAGAUUAGAAAAUCACCCUUGUGUGAUUACAGUUGAAGAAAUGGCGGCCGCCAGACAUUUUAUCAAGACCCAAAGUCAUAGUUUGUCCGAAGACAGACGUUAUGCUAUUUUGCAGCCGCAACUCGAAAUAAACCCAAGGCACCCAAUAAUAAAAAAGUUACAUAAAUUGAAAAACAGCGAUCCACAGUUGGCUGAGCUGCUUGCAAAUCAGCUGUUUGCCAAUUCCAUGGUAAGUGCAGGUUUAGUUGAAGAUCCCAGGGUGUUGUUGACUAGUAUGAACGAUUUGCUUGUAAAGGCAUUGGAUAAACAUUAAAUUGUAUUAAAAAUUAUAUUGUUUUAUAUUAGUUUUAUGUAAAUAAUUCCAAGUGUAAGUUUAAGACUACAUUUAUAUUAAAAUUUUUCUUG